Messenger RNA from Didymella exigua CBS 183.55, 813 nucleotides. RefSeq lists its product as uncharacterized. Bases 217 to 672 code for a protein of 151 amino acids. The transcript has 2 exons. Lineage: Eukaryota; Fungi; Ascomycota; Dothideomycetes; Pleosporales; Didymellaceae. The record is from RefSeq and is a predicted model, not a curated record.
AGGCUUUGCAGAUCGCAACAGCCGUGACGUAGUUCUCAAUGUCCUGAGCAUUCACUUCACGUUUCAGCGGCCUUUCUGUAUCCAACAGUAUACAUGGUUUCACUGACCACCGACUUGACAACUGUAACUGCCUGAUGAGUGCAAGAUCCACGAUGACGUUGGGCAAGUCUAGCCGCGGCAAGGGUCCCGCUAACUUAGCUUAGAAUUUUAGAUUCAAUGAGACCGCCCCUCCGUGUCUGCUGGAUGCGCAAGGAUGGCUACACGACCAAACAACUGUUCUCUUGGAGCGAAGGGCGAUUCCAGCGAGACCUCAACCUCCAUAUCGAACGGGUGAGCCCUUCGUUGUUAGCGUGGGCCUCUACAUUCUGCAAGAACCCUCGCCUUACAACUCCCUCCUCAUCUGGCUCACUUGUUGCCUAUGGAGCUUGGAAGUAUCGUUACAGAGUAACACUAGAGCUGCAAGCAUGCCGAAGAACGCGCACCCACCACGUGGCAAGCCGGCGAAGAAGGCUCCGCCGCCAGAGGACACGAGCUUCAUCGUUUUUGGUGAUGGCAAGCCAAAGAAGAAGAAGGGCGAGAGCUCAGACGCUCAGGGUGACGAUAAGACCAAGGGCAAGGGUCCUGCUGGACAGCCCGAGGAUGGACCCAGGAAGCCUAGUACCAGGACUUUGAUCGCAGGAGCAUCGUGGACGGGCAAGCUACCGACCACUCUGUUCUCGGAGUACCUCCAGAAGCAACAGUGGGGAAAGCCAGACUACAGGAUAAGAUGGCGACAAACAUUUCGCAUACGCCGUAGUACUGUCAAAGAAGAAC